UGAUGACAAGACAAUUAUGGAACAAGCUGCGAGAAUUGAUGAGUUGACCAAACAAAAAAGUGAUGGGAGUUUAAAAAUUGAAGGAUGCAAUGACAUUCUUACUAUGGCAUUGGGUACUCCUGAAUCUUCUAGUCGAGUAAGGGGUGUAGCAAAUUCUGUCACACCUAGCACCUACUUUCACUUGCCUAGACGUGGGAAUCAGUCACAUUGGGAGAAGAAGUGUAAUGAUCUUGAGGCAGUGGUGGUACAAUUGCAAGCUAGGCUUAGUGCAGUGGAACAACAAAUACCAUAUACACCAGAAUCUGAACAUGUUAGUUCAAACAUCUUGAGAAGUGGUUAUGAAGGAAAUUUUCAGCCUAAUUUUCUCUUAACAGAAAACAGAGUGAGAACUAAGGAUGACAUUCCACCCCAAGCUCUUACCCAAAAGAUUAUAAAGAGCAAAUGUUCAAACACAUUGAAAAGUGGUGGUAGAGGCAAUUUUCAGCAUGAUUCUUUAUUAGCAGAAAAUAUGGUGAGAACUAAGGACGACAUUCCACCUCAAGAUCCUAAACAAAAUAAGAGAAAGGGCAAACCAUGUAAACUCGCGAUAGGUUCCAUUGAAAAUAUUGUUGCUCAUGGUACGGUGUAUGAGAGAAUUGAACACAAUGAAGCCAUUCAUACGGUGCCAUUAGGAGAAUCCAAUGUACGUGUGUCUAUUGAAGUUGUUAUUCAAAAAGAUGCCCCUCUUCCUAUACCUAUCCCAGAUGAGAUGCUUAUUGUUGGAGAAGCAGUGGGAUUUUUUGUUGCUUGGCCCAAAAAUCUUGUAUUGGUCGGUGAUGAGGGAGCUUCAAUUAAUGUUGAAUGUGGAAAAUAUCAAGAGUCCAUUCAAUCUUUUGUUUCAUUAGUUGAGCAUAUCAAGUACGAUGAAGCCAUAGACAUUCCACUAGAGAAAGACAUAUUUGGGGAGGAGAUCAAUAUCCAACUUCAAAGAGUAGACAUGGAGUACAUAUGUCAUGUAAAAGAAUUAUCUGUUACAUGUAUCAUGUUGUACAUAAGUCAUCUCCAUCAAGUGUUGAAGGCUUCCAAUUGGAGGAAACAAUUUGUAUUUGUUAACCCUUGUGUCGUUAGUGGAAAAACAAUGGCUGGAGAGAAAUCAAAAGCAGUGUUGCUUGCAAGAAGAUUAGAGGAGGCUAUGCUAGAACAAUCGGUUUUAAUUCCUUACAAUAUUGGAUACCAUUGGGAUAUUGUUGGUCAUUGA
Molecule: messenger RNA, 1237 nt
Organism: Camellia sinensis
Lineage: Eukaryota; Viridiplantae; Streptophyta; Magnoliopsida; Ericales; Theaceae
Source: RefSeq, a predicted model, not a curated record